CGUCUGGCCUCAGCCAUCAGGGUAAGCCAAGAUGGGCGCUUACAACUACAUCCAGGAGCUAUGGAGGAAGAAGCAGUCGGACGUAAUGCGGUUUCUUCUCAGGGUGCGCUGCUGGCAGUACCGCCAGCUCUCUGUGCUCCACAGGGCCCCCCUCCCCCCCACCCGCCCCACUCGGCCGGAUAAAGCGCGCAGGCUGGGAUACAAAGCUAAGCAAGGGUAUGUCAUAUAUCGGAUUCGUGUGCGCCGUGGUGGCCGCAAACGCCCAGUUCCUAAGGGUGCCACCUAUGGCAAGCCUGUCCAUCACCGUGUUAACCAGCUGAAGUUUGCUGGAAGCCUUCAGUCUGUUGCCGAGGAGCGAGCUGGAAGCCACUGUGGGGCUCUGAGAGUCCUGAAUUGUUACUGGGUUGGUGAAGAUUCCACAUACAAAUUCUUUGAGGUUAUCCUCAUUGAUCCAUUCCAUAAGGCUAUCAGACGGAAUCCUGGCACCCAAUGGAUCACCAAACCAGUUCACAAGCACAGGGAGAUGCGCGGGCUGACAUCUGCAGGCCGCAAGAGCCGUGGCCUUGGAAAGGGCCACAAGUCCCACCAUACUAUUGGUGGUUCUCGCAGUGCAGCUUGGAGAAGGCGCAAUACAAUGGCCAGGAGCAUGGAGAAUUAUUUGACCUUGAAAGGUCAGAAAGUAGGAGCAAGAGAGCUGGAUGGAGUCUUUGGCAACCUUCAGAGUCUGAACCAGCAGAGUACUAUUGUUUCAUAA
This is a messenger RNA of Rhinolophus ferrumequinum (greater horseshoe bat), 754 nucleotides long. Its product is annotated as 60S ribosomal protein L15-like. Lineage: Eukaryota; Metazoa; Chordata; Mammalia; Chiroptera; Rhinolophidae. The record is from RefSeq and is a predicted model, not a curated record. The transcript has a single exon. Gene Ontology annotation, cellular component: ribosome; cytosolic large ribosomal subunit. Gene Ontology annotation, molecular function: structural constituent of ribosome; RNA binding. Gene Ontology annotation, biological process: cytoplasmic translation. Bases 32 to 754 code for a protein of 240 amino acids.